AUGGCGAACAUGCAGAUAGUUCCAGCAGGCAGAAAUGUGAAUGUAGAGCCUCAGUAUGUGGAAAUGAUGGUUCCUCUAUACUCUUAUGGUUGUGAGAGAAAAAUCAACAAUGCUCUUUCCCAUAUCAAAGGAAUAUAUUCAGUGAAUGUAGAUUUUGAACAACAAAAGGUGACAGUAUGGGGAAUCUGCAACAAGUAUGAUGUGUUAGCUAGAGUUAGGAGCAAAAGAAAAGCGGCUCGUUUUUGGAAUACAGAAGACAACAACGUUAACAUGGAAGAAUAUUCAGAAAGAGAUUCAUCAGCAACUUGUCGUUAUCGAAUUAGGCCGCCUUUAGCCCUCAUAAGGGCUCGAUCUCUAAGCUGGAAAUUAGCUUUAAAAAAGGCCUUCACAAGAUCAUAUUCAUUCUAAUUAAAAUA
Solanum verrucosum is the source of this 416-nucleotide messenger RNA. Its product is annotated as heavy metal-associated isoprenylated plant protein 28-like. NCBI's taxonomy places the organism in Eukaryota, Viridiplantae, Streptophyta, Magnoliopsida, Solanales, Solanaceae. The record is from RefSeq and is a predicted model, not a curated record. The coding region runs from base 1 to 408 and encodes 135 amino acids. Gene Ontology annotation, molecular function: metal ion binding. The transcript has 2 exons.